Molecule: messenger RNA, 1436 nt
Organism: Vicugna pacos (alpaca)
Lineage: Eukaryota; Metazoa; Chordata; Mammalia; Artiodactyla; Camelidae
Source: RefSeq, a predicted model, not a curated record
CAUUUCCCUGGCAAAACAGAAAGGAUAGAAGGAAGGAAGGAAAGAAGGAAUGGAGGGAGGAGAGUCUGCACACCUGUGAAGCUCAAGAUGGUCCUGAGCGGGGCACUGUGCUUCCGGAAUUUCCUGCCUAGGAGUGGCGAAGUGAAAGUCAGUGCACCAAGCAGAAGUAAAGGCGAAAGUAAAUCAAGGCUCAUAUUAAUCUGGAAGAGGCCUGGGAAGUAGCUAAUGCAUCUUCUUAGUUUAGCAACGGAGAGACUCAGGCCCAGAGAGGAAUGAAGGAUGCGGCACUGAAGGUGCUUUAUCUGCACAAUAACCAGCUCCUAGCCGGCGGGCUGCAAGCAGGGAAGGUCAUAAAAGGCGAGGAGAUCAGCGUGGUCCCCAACCGGUCUCUGGAUGCCAAGCUUUCUCCAGUCAUCCUGGGCGUCCGGGGCGGGAGCCAGUGCCUGUCGUGCGGGAUGGGGCAGGAGCCGACUCUGAAACUAGAGCCGGUGAGCGUCAUGGAGCUUUACCACGGUGCUGCGGAGUCUAAGAGCUUCACCUUCUACCGGCGGGACACGGGGCUCACCUCCAGCUUCGAGUCAGCUGCCUACCCAGGCUGGUUUCUCUGCACUGUGCUCGAAGCGGACCAGCCUGUCCAGCUCACCCAGCUCCCGAAGGAUGCCAGCUGGGACGACCCCAUCACCGACUUCUACUUCCAGCAGUGCGACUAAGGCCCUAUGCCCCCAGGGCUCCCGGGGCCAGGCCAGCUCUGGCAGGGGCGGGAGGUGAGCAUCCCACCUUCUCUCACGGGGCCGCACCUGGGAUGUACCGGGUACAUGGCCGCUCUUCCUCCAUCUGUUUCCCUAGUUUAGGUAAAUCCUGCUGAGAUUCGGGGCUUAGUCCAACAUUUGCUUCCCUGAUAAAUGGCACUACUGGGGUAAAACCUGGCAAAAACCAUAUGAGAUAACCCCCUAAGGGGUCAGGGUUGGGGAAGAGGUGGAAAUCCUUCAUACUUUGUGGUAACUGCCCCCGUGGCCCUGAGCAUCCCAGGCCAGCUCAUCCCCAGUUGCACCUAUGAAGGCUCAGCUGCCCGCGUGAUGUCCCCACUGUGUGAGAGAGGGACAGUGGCCAUAGCGUUAAGGCCAACAUCCAGCCUCCUCUUCCUUCUCUCUAAUUCAGCUGCCGCCAUAUGCUGCCUCUUCCAUCUCUACCCUCCUGCUCUGGCCGUGGGCAGGAGAGGCUGGAGGUGUCCAAGGAAAUGGCUUGAGCUCAGAAGACCUCAGAUAGACAUGUCACACUUUUUGAAACCUGAGGUACAAUUAAAACCGCAAAUGCUGGUGUCUGUUCGCCUGAAAAGAUGCUCAUGACAUAUUGGGUGAGAAGAACAAGUUACAAGGUGGCAUAUCCUGUAAUCUCAUUUUAAUGCAAAAAAAAAUCUAUCUAUAUAUUUCUGCCCA